Anopheles cruzii is the source of this 1707-nucleotide messenger RNA. Its product is annotated as P3 protein-like. NCBI's taxonomy places the organism in Eukaryota, Metazoa, Arthropoda, Insecta, Diptera, Culicidae. The record is from RefSeq and is a predicted model, not a curated record. Bases 206 to 1600 code for a protein of 464 amino acids. Gene Ontology annotation, cellular component: membrane. The transcript has 3 exons.
CAAUUUUUGUUUUUACCGAGAUCGCCACGGAAUCUGAUGCUCGGAAGAGCUAUUCAAUCAUCCGGCAGUGAACCGUCCAUUGCGUGACGGAACCGGAGGUGAACAGUUUGUCGUUCAUCGAAUCCUGGCCCUAAACUGGCAUAGUAACGUGCGAAGGGACACAACUCAUAAAGCAAGCACUCUCGCCGGUCACCGACGGAUUUGAAUGUCGAGUGCAAUGGCCUCCUGUCCGCUACUCAAACUGCUGCUCUUCAUCAGCUUGCUGGCACUUCAAGCAAUUUACACCUGUAAAGCUACCCUAAUCUCGGACGAUGACCGCAUGGAGAAGCUAAGCUGGGCGGUGGCUUACGAUCCGCCCAAGCUAACCGUACACAUGGGCACGAUGCAAAAUGUGACGGUCCAGAUUACGCACAUCGAUAGAACGGACUUAGCGGAUGUUGCCUCGGUGCAACUGCGAAGCGAACGCGAGCACGUGGCUACGGUAGAGAAUGGAACGAUCGUUAUCUUAGAGGAACUCGAAGCCAAUGUCCCGUACAACGGAUCGUUUACCAUCGUGGGAAACUUUCUCGGCCAGACGAACUUUUUCGUGGAGGUAGUGCACAAGAAUGGUACAGCUGAGCCUUUGCCGUCGGCCGCUACCCUGCCGGUCACGGUGAUACGCCAAGAGCGUGUGAUCGAUCACGUUUUCACUGGUUCGGUCAUUCUGCUGAUAUCGAUUCUGUACAUCAACUUCGGUGCCGCAUUAGACGUUGGAGCACUAAAGCAGAUCGCUCGUCGGCCGGUCGGGCCACUUAUCGGCUUUUUCUGCCAGUUCCUGUUUAUGCCGCUGCUCAGCUUCGGUCUCGGCCAUCUGCUCUUCCCCGACAACUAUGAAUUGCAGCUGGGACUGUUCUUCACCGGAGUUUCACCGGCAGGCGGUGCUUCCAACAUAUGGACGGUGGCACUCGGAGGCAACCUUACGCUCUCGAUUGCAAUGACCACCAUCAGCACUUUGGCGGCGUUUGGUAUGAUGCCGCUGUGGAUAUUCACCCUCGGCCGUAGAAUCUUUGAGCGAGCAAAUCUGGGCGUUCCGUACAGCCGAAUUGCGUACACGGCCAUUGGUCUCGUAGUGCCAAUCAGCGCAGGGUUGAUUAUACAGCGUUGCUGUCCGCGCUUCGGGCGUCUAUUGGUGCGCAUCCUGAAACCGAUGUCCGUGGUGUUGAUCCUCUUUAUCGUCAUCUUUGCAAUUGUCACCAAUCUGUACCUGUUCGAGCUGUUCUCGUGGCAGAUCAUCAUAGCCGGCCUAGGACUGCCGUGGAUAGGCUACUGUUUCGGGUUUCUGGCCAGCCAUCUGUUGCGUUUGCCGCUCGCUGAUUCGCUGGCCAUCUCGGUCGAAACGGGCAUCCAGAAUACAGGAAUAGCGAUUUUUUUGUUACGCUUUGCGCUAGAACAACCGGCCGCCGAUCUGACGACGGUGAUUCCUGUCUCCGCUGCCAUCAUGACCCCUCUGCCUCUGAUGUUGCUAAUGCUCGGUUUACGAAUGCACGAGCGCUCGAAGCGGCGCGCUGAAAGCAGUCUGAUUCCGAAAAGCAGUUCCAUAUCGAACACUCCGAGUACCUAAGCAGCAAGUCACAUUCAGAACGGAGGCAGACGAAUCAUGCGGGAAUAGGCGGGAAACAGAUGUACUUUCAUGAAAAAAACGGUCCAACGAAAAUAAAAGACAUAAAC